Sebastes umbrosus (honeycomb rockfish) is the source of this 2078-nucleotide messenger RNA. RefSeq lists its product as uncharacterized. The record is from RefSeq and is a predicted model, not a curated record. The transcript has a single exon. Bases 506 to 1360 code for a protein of 284 amino acids. NCBI's taxonomy places the organism in Eukaryota, Metazoa, Chordata, Actinopteri, Perciformes, Sebastidae.
AUCAAGAGCAACUGCUCUUUUGUGCAGGUAUCUGAGUGUGAUGUGUUGUGAGUGAAAACUAAAGAAAAGCCAAACAAAGUCAGCCCGGCAGGUUCUGGCAGGGAUGAGUCCAGGUGAAGGAGAGAGAGAGACCAGAGCAACGCUUGAUUGGGGCUUUUAUGCUCAGGGCGCACCAGCAUCAGGUGCUCUGCAUCACGCAUCUUCUCCCUUGAUACCUUCAAGGACACAGUGAAGGAAUAAAUGGCAAAUCCACACUGACAUCUCAGUAGUGAGGCUGUCACACUAUACCACCCCCCCGGAGAUAUGACGCGUUGAUGGCGCGUGACCCAGCCUCCUUUUAACAGAACUUCAUGGUGACUUCUGCUUUCGUUUUCUCAAAAGCCAGCAGAAGGCAGGAAGGAAGGGUGUGAACGCACUGCUGAAGGGUGGCGAGCUAAAAAAGAACCGUCGUUUCUUACUGACUAUUAAGAUCGAUAUCCUCCCCGUGGUGUAUUGAUCCGUGGACAUGAUGGGGAAACUGACCGGGUUGUGUGUGUUGUUGGUGCUGAACGUCGCUGUAACCGAGGAUACUGUAACUACGGUGUACUUCACGGAUGGUGGAGAUCUAACGUUAAAAGUGCGGCCUCCUCUUCCGGAUCACAUCAACUACAUCGUGUGGUUAUUCAACGAUAAUCUGCUGGCUGAGUGGGAGGAAGAUAAGAGUUAUUACCUCAGACUUAAAGGACGAGCAAACCUCACCACAGAGACUGGACAGCUGAUCAUCAACAAGAUGAGCAAAGAGGACGAGGGUGUGUAUUCAGUGGAGAUCAACGACAGAGUCCAGAGUGAGAGAUAUCAAGCUAAAUUGAUCAAGAAGGUCCAGAAACCCAAAGUAGUGGAGAGAUCAUAUACUCGUAUAGAUUCGAGUUAUAAGUUCUCCUGUGACUCAAACACCACCGAGGCUGAACCAGUCAGCUACAGCUGGAAGAAGGGAGCUGGAGAGUGGAAGGUGACUGGGAAGUACAUCACCAUCACCAACGAGUUCACAUUUUCGAGCACCUUCACCUGCCGGAUAGAGAACGCAGUCAGCCAGGAAGAAAGUGACCCAGAACCCAACCCAGCCUACAUUUCCAGCAUCAUUGGGGCUAUAGUGAUUGGUGCAUUGUUAGUUUUUCUUUUGUGUGGGUGUUUGUUCGUGGCAUUUAAAAUGAUGAAAGGCUACUUGAAGAAUCGAGGCAGCAACAUCACUGAUCCUGCACAUGUAAAUGGAGAUGUACAGCCUACUGCUCAUCCUAGUGACAGUGCAACUAAUCCAGCUGAGAACAUACCACUUCAGGCUAACCCAGAAGACCUAAAGUCAGACGCCAAAGAAACUGCAUGAAGUUGAGGAGCUCAAAUAGUCCUCAGACUUCUAUUUCUGCAUACAUGACAUGUACAAACAUGUUCAUUUUUUGUGUAUUUUUUAGCAGUCAGCUGUGUGCUUCAUUGACUGUUACUUGCAGCAGAGGGAUUUUCAUAACAACAAAGUUGUUUUUUAGAACAGCAUGAAAACAUGAUUGUAUUUUGUUAUUUAUUUAUUUAUUUAUUUUUUAAACAGCCACCUGUGUGUUUAUAUAUGUAUGUAUGUAUGUGGGUGUUUCUGCAACUAAAAUCCCUUUUGACUCUCCUAAAUUAAAAAAAAAAAACAAUCUCUAUGAAUUUUAACCAUCAGAGAAAACUAAACUUAUAGUAACAGAUAUAUGAUAUUCUCAGUGAGUCUUUGCAGUGUGCCUGAGGAUGUAAAUAAGUCAAUCAGACAUAUUGAUAAUGUGAGUGAAGUAGCUUUGAUUAUAUCUGAUAAGAAACCAUACCAAAGAAAAGGCUGAUUUAAUCACCAGAAGUGAAUGUAAUUAAAUUACCAAUAUUUAAGCAUUUUCUGACCAGUUUCCAAAAGGUCUACAUAUAAAGACGUACACACAAUUGCAUUUAGUCGUUAAGAUUUUAAUCUGUAACAUGUUUAUUUUUUAUGUUUUGUAUCACUUUGUUCUUAUACUAAAUGUCCUUACCGCAACAUUUCAAUAACAUUCGUAUAUAUAAAUAAAUAAAUAUUUUUAAAUUCA